Messenger RNA from Camellia sinensis, 435 nucleotides. RefSeq names its product protein SMALL AUXIN UP-REGULATED RNA 12. Gene Ontology annotation, biological process: response to auxin. The record is from RefSeq and is a predicted model, not a curated record. NCBI's taxonomy places the organism in Eukaryota, Viridiplantae, Streptophyta, Magnoliopsida, Ericales, Theaceae.
AUGGGUUUCCCCAUGCAAGGAAAGUACCAUCUCUCAAUAGAACUACAUUUAGGUCUGUUGAAGAUUUCCAGGAUGAUACGAAGUUCAGCAAUACUUAAGCUUCUAAGGAAGAUGCUAACGAGAAUCCUCAGACUGUCCAGCAGAUCAAAUACCAGUGCUGGUAACAGUGAUUAUGAUGAUGAUGACGCAAGUUCACUGGCAGAGGAUCUACCAGAGGAUGUGAAAGAAGGACAUUUUGUGGUUCAUACUGUUGAUCAUGGUGAACCGAAGAGGUUUAUUAUAGAAUUGGGUUACUUAGCUCACCCUGGGUUCUUGAAGUUGUUAGAGCAAGCAAAAGGGGAAUUUGGGUUCAGACCUGAAGGAGUUCUUGUCGUUCCUUGUGGGACCAAUGAGCUUAAGAGGAUUCUCGAGGACAGGAAAGAGAAAAUGGGAUGA